Messenger RNA from Emys orbicularis (European pond turtle), 3960 nucleotides. It is a transcript of the gene RELCH, whose product is annotated as RAB11 binding and LisH domain, coiled-coil and HEAT repeat containing. NCBI's taxonomy places the organism in Eukaryota, Metazoa, Chordata, Testudines, Emydidae. Gene Ontology annotation, molecular function: protein binding. Gene Ontology annotation, biological process: intracellular cholesterol transport. The transcript has 29 exons. Bases 1 to 3612 code for a protein of 1203 amino acids. The record is from RefSeq and is a predicted model, not a curated record. Gene Ontology annotation, cellular component: trans-Golgi network; recycling endosome.
AUGGCGGCGGCGGGCGGAGGCAGCAGCGUGAACCCGUUUCUCAGCGACUCCGAGGAGGAGGAGCCGGAGGAGCCGAGAGCCGGCGGCAGCAACGACCCCGGCCUGGGAGGCCCGCUCUCCCCGCAGCAGCACGAGGAGGAGGAGCCGGCGGUGGGGGGUCCCGGGGCGCUGCCGGGUCUGCGGGCGGCGGCCCCCGGGGAGGCCGGCUGGGCCGGGCCCGGCGCAGGAGAGCCCCCCCGGGUGCCUGUGGACGCGCUGGCGGCGCAACUGCUACGGGACCAGUUCCUGCUGACGGCGCUGGAGCUGCACACGGAGCUGCUGGAGAGUGGCCGCGAGCUGCCCCGCCUGCGCGACUAUUUCUCCAACCCGGGCAACUUCGAGCGGCAGAGCGGCACCCCGCCCGCGGGGGGAGCCCCGGGCCUCUGGGGAACUGCCGGAGCGGCGCUGGGGGGAGCGGCAGCAAGCGGCAAGGAGCCCGGCCCCGGGCAGCUCAAUCGAGCUGGAAGCAUUAGUACCCUUGAUUCCUUAGACUUUGCAAGAUACUCUGAUGAUGGAAACAGGGAGACAGACGAACGCGUAGCAGUCCUGGAGUUUGAACUACGGAAAGCCAAGGAGACCAUUCAGGCCCUCCGAGCCAACCUGACUCAGGCUGCAGAAAAUGAAGUUCCUUUGCAGGAACGAAAAAAUUAUAAAUCAAGUCCUGAAAUUCAGGAACCAAUCAAACCUCUUGAGAAAAGAGCUCUAAACUUCCUAGUCAAUGAAUUUUUAUUAAAGAAUAGUUACAAGCUUACUUCAAUAACCUUUUCAGAUGAAAGUGAUGAUCAGGAUUUUGAACUGUGGGAUGAUGUAGGAUUGAACAUUCCAAAGCCUCCAGACUUGUUACAACUCUAUCGUGACUUCGGAAACCAUCAAGUAACUGCAAGAGAUGUUGUGGAUGUAGCAGUUGGUGUUGAAGAGGAUGAGUUAGAGGUUACCACUCCUACACUAGGGAGCGUUCCUGUAUUUGGAGCAUCACAGUCAAUAGAACAAUGCUUAAUAGUGCAAAAAUUAGAAGAUCAAAUUAAUGCAUUAAACAGUGAGAAAUGGUCUUUGAUGGAACAAAUCCGAAGACUUGAGAGUGAAAUAGACUUCCUCAAGAAUGAAAAUUUUGCUGUUCCAGUGAUUUGUGACUUAGUCCACGUGCCUCUCUCAGUUCCAGAGGACAAUGGACGUUACUUAGAUAUCAAGAGUUCAGACAAUGACAGUAAACAUGGAAAAACUGAGGAAAUAAGCCUUUCCAUAUCAGCCGAAGCAGAUUCAAAGACACCUAAAGAUGAUACACUAAAUUCUCUCCCUAGCAAAGAGAGAGAGAAAUUGCCCUCUUGUGCUCUAUCAAAUAAAGCUGCAGUACACUUUGAUAAACCUAAUAGGACGUUGUCACCAGCUUUCCAUCAAGCACUACUAUCUUUCUGUCGGAUGUCAGCAGAGAGUCGUUUGGGAUCAGAGGUGUCUCGGAUUGCAGAUAGUGAAAAAAGUGUCAUGUUAAUGCUGGGACGUUGCCUGCCACACAUUGUUCCUAAUGUGCUGCUUGCAAAACGAGAGGAAUUGAUCCCACUCAUACUGUGUACAGCCUGCCUCCAUCCUGAACCCAAAGAGAGAGAUCAGCUCCUACACAUACUGUUCAAUUUGAUCAAACGACCAGAUGAUGAGCAAAGACAGAUGAUAUUGACUGGUUGUGUGGCAUUUGCUCGACAUGUUGGACCAACACGGGUAGAAGCUGAGCUCUUACCACAGUGUUGGGAACAGAUCAAUCACAAAUACCCAGAGAGACGAUUACUAGUGGCAGAGUCCUGUGGAGCUCUAGCACCUUAUCUUCCUAAAGAGAUUCGUAGUUCAUUGGUGCUUUCUAUGCUGCAACAGAUGCUAAUGGAAGAUAAGGCAGAUCUGGUACGAGAAGCUGUGAUCAAAAGCCUGGGUAUCAUCAUGGGAUACAUAGAUGAUCCAGACAAAUACCAACAGGGUUUUGAACUGCUGCUUUCAGCUUUGGGAGAUCCCUCAGAACGAGUAGUUAGUGCAACACAUCAGGUAUUUUUACCCGCCUAUGCUGCCUGGACUACAGAACUGGGAAAUUUACAGUCGCAUCUUAUACCUACACUGCUUAAUAAGAUUGAAAAGUUACUCAGGGAAGGAGAGCAUGGGCUGGAUGAACAUAAGCUACACAUGUAUCUUUCUGCUUUGCAGUCCUUGAUUCCUUCACUUUUUUCACUGGUACUACAGAAUGCACCUUUCACAAGCAAAGCUAAGCUCCAGGGUGAAGUGCCACCAAUAGAAGUGACUAGAUUCCCUCGGCCUGUCUCACCCCUUCAGGAUGUGGCUACUAUCAUUGGAAGCCGUGAACAGCUAUCUGUGCUGCUGCAGCUUUAUGAUUACCAACUGGAACUUGAGGGUACCACAGGCUGGGAGACUUUGCUAUGGGUUGUCAAUCAACUGUUACCACAGCUUAUAGAAAUAGUUGGCAAAAUCAAUGUUGCCUCAACUGCCUGUGUCCAUGAAUUCUCCAGGUUUUUCUGGCGGCUUUGCAGGACAUUUGGGAAAAUUUUCACAAACACUAAGGUAAAACCGCAAUUCCAAGAAAUCUUAAGACUGUCUGAAGAAAACAUCGAUUCCACAGCAGGGAAUGGGGUACUAACAAAAGCCACAGUUCCCAUCUAUGCAACAGGUGUCCUUACAUGCUAUAUUCAGGAAGAAGACCGCAAACUGUUAGUUGGAUUCUUAGAAGAUGUAAUGACUAUGCUUUCACUAUCACAUGCUCCUCUUGAUAGCCUGAAGGCUUCUUUUGUGGAACUGGGUGCAAACCCAGCAUACCAUGAACUGCUGUUAACUGUACUGUGGUAUGGAGUUGUCCAUACUUCAGCUCUUGUUCGAUGCACAGCUGCUAGAAUGUUUGAGCUGUUGGUGAAGGGGGUACAUGAAACUCUGGUAGCUCAGAGAGUUGUUCCUGCUCUCAUUACUCUCUCCAGUGACCCUGAAAUCUCUGUAAGGAUAGCCACAAUUCCGGCUUUUGGUACCAUCAUGGAAACAGUUACUCAGAGAGAGCUACUGGAAAGAGUAAAAAUGCAGUUGGCAUCUUUCCUGGAAGAUCCUCAGUAUCAAGACCAACAUUCUUUACACACAGAGAUCAUAAAAACGUUUGGAAGAGUCGGACCUAAUGCUGAGCCCAGAUUUAGAGAUGAAUUUGUUAUUCCGCACUUACACAAGUUAGCCUUGGUCAACAACCAGCAGUCUGUGGAUUCAAAGAGACUGGACAUUGCAACCCAUCUGUUUGAAGCCUAUAGUGCUCUUUCCUGUUGUUUUAUUUCAGAGGAUUUAAUGGUCAAUCACUUUUUGCCUGGACUCAGGUGUUUACGAACUGACAUGGAACAUCUCUCGCCAGAGCAUGAGGUUAUUUUAAGCUCCAUGAUAAAGGAGUGUGAACAGAAAGUGGAAAACAAGACUGUCCAAGAACCACAAGGCUCAAUGUCAAUUGCUGCUAGCCUUGUGAGUGAAGAUACAAAGACCAAGUUUUUGAACAAAAUGGGCCAGCUGACUACAUCAGGUGCCAUGUUGGCCAACGUGUUUCAGAGGAAGAAGUAAAAUUUGGAAAAGAAAUUCAAAUAAACACUAAGAUGGACCUUAUGCAGACUGGUUCCUUGUACUUGAAGUACUUGCCUUUUUAUUUCCCCUGUCUGAUGUUCUUGUAGUAUAAUUUUAUUCUAACCUCCAAAGAUAUUUGCACUGCUUUUGAAUAUCGCUGUGUAUCUGUUAAUUUUUGGGUUAACUGUGGUUAAUAUAAAACUGAAUUCAUAGUCUGUACCAAGUCCCUGUUCUGUGUUCUUGUCUUUCCAGCAUUUUUUUAUAUAGUGAAAGGUAUUUUUUAUUUUAUUUUCUGACAAGAUUUCAGCAAAUAUCUGUAUUAUACACGGAGCUAUUACAAUGGUACUU